Molecule: messenger RNA, 261 nt
Organism: Sclerotinia sclerotiorum 1980 UF-70
Lineage: Eukaryota; Fungi; Ascomycota; Leotiomycetes; Helotiales; Sclerotiniaceae
Exons: 3
Coding region: 1-261 (86 amino acids)
Source: RefSeq, a predicted model, not a curated record
AUGUCUGCAAUUAGCACGCCGUCUUCAAAAGCACAUGUUAAUUCACUAGCCUCAGCGCUACAUUACCUUGCCCAGAAGACAGCUUUCUUCAACUACGACACGGAGUUUCCGAAGAAACUUCACACUUGUGCGAAUACAAUUUAUUCUCUGCAUUUUUCGCAAGUGCCGGCGAGUAGAAUUUACAUUUCCGUCCUCUCGCUUAUUUUUGUAACCGUUCGUAUGUUGUGGGCACAGUAUGUCCAGGAAAUCGAUGACCGAUAA